AAUGAGAGCAUUCUCUCUGAGCAGGGGAAGCAGGGGAGUGGCAGGGUCAGGGAGCCGGGUUCCCAAGAAGCAGGGAUGCGGAACAGAACCGGUGCAGUCCUCUGUGCCCUUGCCCUUCUGACAGGCUUUCUGAUCAUCUGCCUGGGGGCCUUCUUCAUCUCCUCAGGCUCCACGUUCAACUGUCGGUGGAACCUGAUCCUGGCCUAUUUGCUUCUGCCUCUGGGGUUUGUGAUCCUUCUGAGUGGGAUUUUCUGGAGCACCUACCGCCAGGCGAGUGAAAACAAAGGGAUGUUCAGCCAUGGGCUCAGACCACAUCUUGCUCACAGGGCCAUGGCCCCAGCCACAGUGGACAGGCCAGAUUUUUACCCUCCUGCUUAUGAAGAAAGUCUGGAUGCUGGAAAGCAAACCUGUCCUGCAGAGGGAGAGGCCGUGGAUAUCCCUCCACCUCUGUACACAGAGAUGGACCUUGGAUUUGAGGUUGAAAGUGGUGCUCACCAAGAGGCACCACCAUCCUAUGCCGAGUCUGUAGUGGACGGGGUGGUGGCAGCAACACCAUGGAAAGAUGCCCAGAGGCAAAGCCGAGAGUGCUGAAGCAGGGGAAGCUCUCUGGCACCCAGGACGUCCUCUCAUGGGACACAGCUGCUAAAAAUGAAAGCAGGCAAGGGAUUGUGGGAGGAAAAGCCAUGUCCGUGACCCCAUGCAAGA
This is a messenger RNA of Myotis myotis, 705 nucleotides long. RefSeq names its product transmembrane protein 252 (gene TMEM252). The coding region runs from base 76 to 591 and encodes 171 amino acids. The transcript has 2 exons. The record is from RefSeq and is a predicted model, not a curated record. Lineage: Eukaryota; Metazoa; Chordata; Mammalia; Chiroptera; Vespertilionidae.